This is a messenger RNA of Trichoderma harzianum CBS 226.95, 351 nucleotides long. RefSeq lists its product as hypothetical. Lineage: Eukaryota; Fungi; Ascomycota; Sordariomycetes; Hypocreales; Hypocreaceae. The annotation marks the transcript as partial. The record is from RefSeq and is a predicted model, not a curated record. The transcript has a single exon.
AGAACGUCAGGAUCGGUUGAUGAUGCGCCGAAGCUCUCACCUGCGUUCACUUUCAUUACGCGUAGGGGUUUGACACCCGAACACUCGCAUACGAAGACGACUCCUUUCCCCAACCACCAUAAUGAGCGCCUUGCCUCUACUAGCACUCCCUUAAUUCUACUGCGGCCACAAACCCGAACGAGAAAAAUGCCCAAAUCCUUUGAUGAACUCGACAAUGGAACGGAACAUGGCUCUGAGAAAGGAACGGAACCCGGCCCAACAGAAGAACCAGAAGAUAAUCCCGAGAACAAAUCAUCUAUUCAUACAACCUAUAUAGCCAAGACUGUUCAAGCCAACGAUGCGCCGCUUUGA